AUGGGGGUUGUUGUUGGCAGAGAUGGAUUGGCUGGUAAACAAUGCCUACCUCUAGUGACACCAUCCACCCUGAUGCUGAGCUCCAAAGGCAGAGUGAAACUGUGCCAGAGACCAUCUUUUUUCGUAUCCGGGGCUCCAGCUCAUUUGGCUGGAUAUCUAGCUCCAGAAUACAGGGCGGGCAAAAUUUACAGCGACACGGAGUUUGAAAAAAUGUGGAUUUUUGGAUUGGGCGAAACUUUAAAAAGAGCCACAUUGACAAGCCACGUUGCCACAUCUAGACUAAGCGGAGAACUGUGUCAUGUUCUGUCAGAUAUGACAAAAACGCAGCCUAGUUCCAGGUCAUCUCUGAUGCAUUUACUGGAUGUAAGUCAAUAA
Molecule: messenger RNA, 375 nt
Organism: Sitophilus oryzae (rice weevil)
Lineage: Eukaryota; Metazoa; Arthropoda; Insecta; Coleoptera; Curculionidae
Exons: 3
Coding region: 1-375 (124 amino acids)
Source: RefSeq, a predicted model, not a curated record